Molecule: messenger RNA, 846 nt
Organism: Pterocles gutturalis (yellow-throated sandgrouse)
Lineage: Eukaryota; Metazoa; Chordata; Aves; Pterocliformes; Pteroclidae
Exons: 5
Coding region: 1-846 (281 amino acids)
Biological process (GO): microtubule bundle formation; positive regulation of protein polymerization; microtubule polymerization
Cellular component (GO): microtubule
Molecular function (GO): tubulin binding
Source: RefSeq, a predicted model, not a curated record
AUGAGGCAGCCUUGGCUGCAGCAACUGGAUGACUGCAAAGUUGAAGAUCCUGAGAGGAGUGAGCAAGCUGAAGAAGAGGAUGACAACCCUGGGCUGCAGAAGGGCAGAUUUGGCCUGUUGGGUUUCCCACAGGAAGCUGCCCUGGAGGGCAGAGGGCCCAGCAGAGCUGGGCUUGCCGUCAGGGUUCCCAGUUCCCCGAGCUUGCUAGCAGACUCUGUGGGCAUGAAGCAGUACCCCACAGUAAAGGAAGGUAGAGUUAAAAAUCACUUGGGCCAAUUAAACAUAGAUGAGUCCAUGGGACCCGGAAGGAUGUGUCCAAGUGUGCUGAAGGGGCUGGGCGAUGUUACUGCAGAGCUGUUCCCCAGCAUCUUCAAGAGGCCAUGGCAGCUGGGGGAGGUUUCAAGUGACUGGAAAAAGGCAAACAUCACACACCCCGUCCUCAGGAAGGGCAAGGAAGAAGAUGCAGCAAAAUCUCCACAAAAAGCAAACCUGAGCAGGGGCAAGUCUUCCAGAACUAUCACUUUUGAGCAAUUUAAGGAAGCUCUUCAAGAACUCUCCAAGAAGCGAUUUAAGGACAAGAGUGAUGAGGAAGCAGUUCAAGAAAUAUAUAAACUAAUUGAAGGAAAAGCCCCGAUUAUAUCUGGAGUAACGAAAGCCAUUUCAUCUCCAACUGUAUCACGCCUCACAGAUACAACAAAAUUCACGGGCUCUCACAAAGAGAGGUUUGAUCCCAGUGGGAAAGGAAAAGGCAAAGCUGGCCGAGAAGAUCUGGUGGAUGAUUCAGGAUAUGUAUCUGGCUAUAAGCAUGCAGGCACAUAUGAUCAUAAAGUACAAGGAAGCAAGUAA